AAUGUGUCCUAUUAGUGGGUGUGAGGCGAAAAAGGGAAAGUAGUAGGUUUUCAAGCCACAGAUUGUGCAAAAUAAAAGUCUCAUCUAUUUUGUUAGGAUUUAUCAGACACAUAAUUAUUUGUCUCUGGAUUUAUUAAUUUGAUUCAAGGGCAGGACUAAGGUUGGAUGAAAGGGGGUGUAUUAAAUUAUUCAAACUUUCAAAAAUACAGAAACUUAUUUAAAAAUAAGAAGAAGCGGUAUGAUUGCUAAUGACACAACUCUCCUUCAGAGACCAAAUGAUUUAGAUAGUUAGUAACUAUAGGUCACCGUACGGCCUUCAACAAUGAUAAAAAAACACACCGCAUAGCAAGCUAUAGAAGGCCCAUUUCAAGUAAAAAAAAGAAUAUUUUUUCUGAUCAAAAGGCCCUUUAUCAUGUGUCUAAGCUUCCUUGAAUAUUCCACUGGGAUUAAACACUAAAAAGGCACAGAUAGAACUUUUUGAUGUAAAAUGUUAAAAGUUGCUUUACAAAAUGCCUUUGAACAGAAAAUAAAAAUGAAAAAUGUGGUCUCUGUACUCGCUUUCCCGCUACAAUACAAAAUAAAUGAAUUUGUCCAGUUCAUUCGUUUAUAAUAAAACUCUCCUUACAUUGCAAAAUUUUUAAUGAUAGCAUUUUCUACAUUAACUAUGAUUUCAAUUUAUUUAAAUUUUGUACUGAUGAUUUAAGAUCAAAUAGCAGAAUGCUCUCAUCCUAGAUUAACAGGAAAGUCAACAACUACUAAGAAAUUAAACCUGAAGUAAAGUAUAAGUCUGCACACCUUUCAAAUUUGUGCACUGGAUUAACAAACAGUUUAAGUGCAGACUUUGAAGAUGCACACAUAUACAGUACAGCAAUACCACUAUGUCUAAACUACCCUGGCAAAAAAUGUUUGGACUCAAUAGUUUCUAAUAUCCGGUACGGUGACGGACCAUCAACAGACAGAGAAAAGUUUGAUAUUCCUGAUCACAGCAUAAUGGCUGAUUCACGACAGCUAUGUACAUAAAAUGGAAGUGUUUGCAUGCAAGAUCACUGACCUUGACGGAGAUAGGAAAAGGUUAAAGAUAGACAAUUAUGAUGUUAUCAUAUUGAGACACAAAGGGAUAUUCUAUGCCCUAGACAGUUUCUGUUACCAUGCUGGUGGACCACUGUAUAGAGGUGAUAUUGAAGAUAUUGGUAACCAUUCCUGUCUUGUUUGCCCAUGGCACAGAUAUAAAGUGACAUUACAGACAGGAGAAAAUUUUUACCAGUCAAUUGAUCCUUAUAAUACAAAGAAAGCACCAGUAUGGACCUGUGGAGGUGUAAAACAGCGUACUCAUCAAGUUAUUAUUAAGGAUGAAGAUAUUUACUUAAAACUAUCUCCAUGUUCAGGUGAUCUAGCCUCAGAUCAUUACAACUCACCUGAAUAUAAGUACAAAAAUGAUCUGACCUGAAAAUGAGCAAGAAUGGAGUUGUCUCCCUAAUGUUAACAAUUCAUGUCCUAGUGGUCCUAUCUCAAUAGUGAAGUACAGAAGCACUUGGGGAGCAGAACGUGGUAUAUUGAAGAAAAAUGACUAAAUAAAGCUGUGAAUGCCUUUAUUUGUGGAAAGUUUAUGUGAUACUAAAAAUUCAGUGGGCUUUUGUUUUUUGCCUCAAUCAGAAAUGGUACAAUCCAAUCGAAACAUGCUGUUGGGUAUCUGAUUUCACAGAAACACUGUCAUACCUUAAAAUACUGGACCAUAUGUAUAAAUGUAGACUUUGGAUGUAUAAAACUGGAUUUUACUUAGAGAUAAAAAACACAUAUGGAAUUA
This is a messenger RNA of Mytilus californianus (California mussel), 1804 nucleotides long. RefSeq names its product Rieske domain-containing protein-like. The coding region runs from base 1022 to 1447 and encodes 141 amino acids. The record is from RefSeq and is a predicted model, not a curated record. Gene Ontology annotation, molecular function: 2 iron, 2 sulfur cluster binding. The transcript is spliced from 6 exons. Lineage: Eukaryota; Metazoa; Mollusca; Bivalvia; Mytilida; Mytilidae.